CCAGGAUAUUCUCCUGAUUAGUGACCUUCGGUGGCUUACUAGUGGAUCAGGGUAAUUGAAUAAUAUGACGCCCGGUGAUAAAAUAGUCGCAAUCGAAAACGGUAACAAAUCACAUCGUACCCCUGAACAACAGACAUACAGGGAAAAGCGUUUCGCCUCUCUCCAUACCUCGGUCACAGGGUUGGAAGCUGAAGUAGCACGAAUGGAAGCUCAACUGGCCGAAACAAAGGCUAGAUUAAAGAGCGACGCUUCUACGACCGUGCAGCGACAUAUUACUCUUCUUCAUGAAUACAAUGAAAUUAAAGAUAUUGGACAAGGCCUGACGGGUCUUAUUGCUGAUGCGCGUGGAGUGCGCCAGAUUGAAGUGCAGAGAGAAUAUGGGGUCGGUGAUCGGGAUUGAAUACUCUGAACUGUGGUUUUCUACGAACUUAGUGUCAUCUUGAUGCCAUGGCAUUCGUUUAUUGAAAGCUGUAAUUUCAGAACGGUACACUACAACUACCUUCAUUCCUUGAGCCAUGUCGCGAUUCUUUAAUUGUAAGUAUCUAUUUUCUCUUUGUCUUAUAAACUAAGCUUCGAUUACGUAAAUAUAAUAUAUCUCACCUUGCAUAAUGAAUGUCGCAGGACCACCCCCCCCUUUUUUUUUUUUUUUUUUUUUGGGGGUUAUUUUCUUUUU
This is a messenger RNA of Aspergillus caelatus, 673 nucleotides long. RefSeq names its product SWI5/SAE3 family protein. The record is from RefSeq and is a predicted model, not a curated record. Lineage: Eukaryota; Fungi; Ascomycota; Eurotiomycetes; Eurotiales; Aspergillaceae. Gene Ontology annotation, biological process: meiotic DNA recombinase assembly involved in reciprocal meiotic recombination; meiotic joint molecule formation; double-strand break repair via homologous recombination. The transcript has 3 exons. Bases 65 to 400 code for a protein of 111 amino acids. Gene Ontology annotation, cellular component: Swi5-Swi2 complex; Swi5-Sfr1 complex.